AACAUCACUAAUGUGAGUUUGAAACAAAAAAAAAUAUGAAUCAUUCAGUAAAAUAAGUCAACUCUCUAAAGUGUAUCGAACGAUUUUUUUAAGAAACGUUAAUAAUAAUCUAAUUAUUUAUAAUUGCACAAUGAUAAAUUAUUAUACAAUAUUGCAAAUUAGUUUUGCGUUGAUGUGUGUGUACGCUAGCAACGAACAAAAAUGUGAAGUAAUCACAUCAUGGAUUUGUGAAAAUAUUAGUUACAACUUUACCUCAUUUCCGAACGUGAUGAAUCAUCAAACUCAAAGAGACGUUCAUCAUAAGCUAAUAAACUCACAAUAUCACAUGUUGAUGGACACGAAAUGUUCACAACAUAUAAGAUUGUUCAUGUGCUCCGUAUAUAUGCCGAAUUGUAUUGAGAACUAUGAAAAACUGUUGAAACCAUGCCGAUCAUUUUGUCAACGAACAUAUGAUGAAUGUGUGUCAGACUGGAUAGAUUUGGGAUUGGGCUCUGACUGGCCUGCUGAAAUGCAAUGUGAACAAUUUCCAGACGAGACGAUGGAAAUUUGUUUGAAUCCGGAUAAUUCGGAAGAAAUACGGUUAACCAACGAGACACGAACAAACAAGCAUGUACAUGUCAGUGAUAAGAUAUAUUUUGUUUUGAUUUGGAUUAAACUUUGGUCGAUGGUGUGUGUUAUUUGCACCGUAGCUACAUUAACAUCUACUAUUACCAGCAAACAACGAGAUAAACCCAUUAUAUUUCUACAAAUUUGUUCGCUUCUGAUUGCCGUUGGGUUUCUCUUUGGUGGAUAUUUACCGUGCAAUAUUACAUUCAUUGUAAUAUAUUGUUUCGGAAUGGCAUCAUGGAUUUGGUGGGUUAUUUUAUCAUUCACUUGGCUCUUGGAAGCUGGUUUUAAAUGGAGUGAUCAAUCUAUUGACAAGUAUCAACAUUUUUUUCAUUUGGCCUGGCUCAUACCAAUUGCUCAAACAAUUUUAGUUUUUUUCUCCGAAAAUAUUGAUAGUGAUCUAUUCACUGGCAUCUGUUCGGUUGAUACUCUCAGUAUGGAAAAUCAAAAGUUAUUUGUUAUAAUACCAUCGUUUACGUAUUUUUUAUUGGGAAUUGCACUGUUAUCAGCUGGACUUAUUCUACAAGCAAAUGGAACACGUAAGACAACAAGUAUGCGAAGGUUUAAUAUUAGCGUGCUUUAUAUGGUUCCUGCACUGAUUUUCAUCGGAUGUCAACUGUUUGAGUUCAAUAAUGAGCAAUCGAAAACAAAUGUGACUCUUUUUUGGAUAAUUUUAAUGAAACACCUUAUGACAUUUUCAUUUGGAAUUUUAUUCAGUUUUGGUAUUUGGAUUGAAAGAACAUUUAGUUCAUGCCAGCAUUUUCAACCAAAUGCUUUCACAUACGAUCUCAUUUAUACGACUAUUAAUAAUGAUAGUAAGUGAUAAAUCUAUUUUAAU
Contarinia nasturtii (swede midge) is the source of this 1444-nucleotide messenger RNA. RefSeq names its product frizzled-2-like. The coding region runs from base 131 to 1429 and encodes 432 amino acids. Lineage: Eukaryota; Metazoa; Arthropoda; Insecta; Diptera; Cecidomyiidae. Gene Ontology annotation, biological process: non-canonical Wnt signaling pathway; canonical Wnt signaling pathway. Gene Ontology annotation, molecular function: Wnt receptor activity; Wnt-protein binding. Gene Ontology annotation, cellular component: plasma membrane. The record is from RefSeq and is a predicted model, not a curated record. The transcript has a single exon.